Messenger RNA from Erythranthe guttata (spotted monkey flower), 1587 nucleotides. Its product is annotated as transcription factor TCP7. The record is from RefSeq and is a predicted model, not a curated record. Gene Ontology annotation, molecular function: DNA-binding transcription factor activity; sequence-specific DNA binding. Gene Ontology annotation, cellular component: nucleus. NCBI's taxonomy places the organism in Eukaryota, Viridiplantae, Streptophyta, Magnoliopsida, Lamiales, Phrymaceae.
GAGAUAGAAGGGAAGGGGAGUGAGGGAGUGAGUGAGUGAGUGAGCUGGGAGGGAGUACGUAUGCAGAGGCAGAGGGAGUGGAGCCCACCACCCAUGUGCCCUCCUCCUGUCUCCACCAGCUACUGCCGCUGUUCCUCCUCAAUCAUUUCGAACACCACCUCCAUUUUCAUUUCUCUUUCUUUCUCUUUCUUUCUUUCUUCUGUCUCCUCUAAUUCUUCACAAUUCAACCAAAACCCUACAUCAACCCAAUUCAAUUCUUUUACAGCCCAUCUUAUAAUUAAUUAACUAUGUCUGCCUCCGCCACCGACGGACCCAUUAUCGAUCCUUCUCAGAGGCUUCAGCAUCCGCCUCACACUAACAACCCCUCCCCCUCCCCCUCCCCCUCCACCCCCUUGUCCGCUAAGAAGCUCCCUGCUAAGGACCGCCAUAGCAAGGUCGACGGCCGUGGCCGACACAUACGCAUGCCCAUUAUCUACGCCGCCGGGGUCUUCCAGCUCACCCGUGAGCUAGGCCACAAGUCCGACGGCCAGACCAUUGAGUGGCUUCUCCGCCAGGCUGAGCCCUCUAUUAUCGCUGCCACCGGCACCGGCACUACCCCCGCCACCUUCUCCACCGUAUCCCCCUCUUCCACCCGCAACUCCUCUUCCUCCAUCUCCGCCUCUCUUGAUCAUAAAACUCUCUCACAUUCCCUCCUCACCCCCAGCCCCUUCAUUCUCGGCAAGCGUCUCCGCUCCGACGAAGACGACCACCACCUCCACCACCACCACCAACACCUCUCCAAGGAUGACGCCAUCUCCGCCUCAGCCGCCAUGGGUUCUGCCCUCCCUGCUGGAGGGUUCUGGGCUCUACCUACAAGGUCAGACUUUGGUCAAGUUUGGAGCUUUGCUGCUCCUCCGCACCCUGAAAUGGUGGUUGCAGCUGCCGCCGCGUCAAAUAAUUCGCACCAACAGCAACAUCAAUCACAUUCGGCUUCUUUGAGAUUCUUACAACAACAACAGCAGCAACAACAGCCAUUCGGAAUGGGAGAGGCCUCAGCUGCUAGGGUUGGUAAUUACUUACCCAUAGCUCAAGUACAGGGGCAUCACCUCAAUUUGCUUGCAUCACUAUCGGGUCCUCCCUCCCAAUCCUCCGAUCGAAGGGAGGGUGACCCCAAUUGAACAUACACCUACCUUUCAAGAAGUUAGCCUUUUGUGGUUUGUUAUGCUGAUGCUGUUGUUUGGUCUUGCGCAUAUGAAUUUGUACGUUGAGUCCUCAUCCUCAUCCUCAUCCUCAUCGGUUGUGCUGCUGGUUUUUGUUAGUUGGUUGUUUGCUUGGUUGCUUGCUUGCUGUGUCUUUUGAAGAGACAAGACACAGACAGACGAACUCCACUCCUGUUAUUACCACCUAGUGCUAGUCUACGUAGAAGAACUAAGGAGUUUGCUUUUGUUAAUUGCAUUUGGUUUUUUAUGUGAUAAAACUCUACAUCCAGUGUUUGUAUUUAGACCUCUGCAGAGUGCUAUUUAAUUUGUAGCUGUUGUUUGGCUGAUUGAAUUACUCCAAUUCGUGUAUGAUUGUUAGACAAUAAAGGAAAUGGUUUCUUGUUGUCAA